AUGUUGCGGAAGGCGGGCCGCGGAGCCUGCGUCCAACUCCUGGGCGUGGAGCAAGAGGUCGCGCGGCAGCUGCUCCACUUCGUCUAUACGGACAAAGCGCCGCGGAUCGACGACUUGGCGCUCGACUUGCUCGUCGCAGCUGACAAGAUCGCUCUGCCGCUGCUGAAGGAGAUGUGCGAAGAGCAAGCGGCUCGGCACAUAGCGAUAGAGAAUGUAGCCAGUGUCGCAGCGCUCGCCCUGGAGAACUACUGUACAGCGCUGACGAACGCCGCGGUCGCUUUCAUCAAGAACCACCAUGCGGAGGUUGUGAAGACUGACGGCUGGACAGACCUGAUGCAGAAGAACACCCAUGCUGCUACGGAAAUCCGUCGCCUUGUAGCCGCCAGUGAGACAGAAAGCAGUGCUGCGACGAGACGGCUUCAGGACGGCAGAGGCACGCUGGCGGCCGACCUGUCCGCACUGCUGGAGUCCGCAGACUUCUCUGACGUCUACCUGGUGGUGGGCGGCUCUCGCCUUCCAGCCCACAGCGCGCUGUUGCGCUCCCGCAGCCCAGUCUUCUCCAGCAUGCUCGAGGACGCUUCCGACAGCUGCCUCCACAUACACGACGUAGAGGAGGGCACGCUUCGGAGGCUGCUGCUCUUCCUGUACACUGACCGACGGCCCCCGCCGGAGGCUCUCUCCGAUAGCAUGCUGAUUGCGGCCCACGUGUUCGGCCUGCCCGUCCUCAAGAAGCACGCCGAGCUCGAGUCCGUCAAGAGGCUCGGCGUGGAGAACGCGGCCGCCAGCGCCGUGCUGGCCGCGACCCACGGCUGCCCCCUGCUGGAGACCGUGGCCGUCGACUUCAUCAGGCGGCACAUCACCGAAGUCAUGGCCACGGACGGCUGGAAGGCUGCACUGCGCAACAACACGGAAACCGCUGUGCGGAUAUGCAGUCUCGUGGCCUCAGCAGGAGCACCAGCUGGCACAGCGACUUCUGGCAGGACAGUGUCGGAAGAGAGAGUCGGUGCCAACUUGACAGAGAGACUGCACGAGGCGGCGGGCCUGGACGACGUCGGGGAGCUGCGGACACUGCUAGCUGCGGGGGUGGCAGUGGACGCCCGCGACAGGUGGGGGCGGACGGCGCUGCACUGCGCGGCUGAGGGCGACGGCGAGAAGGCGGCGCGGUGGCUGCUGCACGCGGGGGGCGACGCGACGGCGCGCAGCCAGACGCAGCGCACGCCGCUGCAUGGCGCCGCGGCGCGGGCCGGCGCGCAGCUGGCGCAGCUGCUGCUGGCCGCGGGCGCGGAGGUGAACGCGUGCGACCAGCUGCUGAUGACGCCGCUGCACUGGGCAGUGGCCAACCCCAGCGCAGAGGUGGCGCGCCUGCUGCUGGCCGCGGGGGCCGACCGCCACGCCAGGGACUGCUGGGGCCACACGCCCCUCGACCUGGCUGCCGCCUGCGACCGGCAGGCGCUCGUCGACGUCCUCAAAUGA
Molecule: messenger RNA, 1473 nt
Organism: Schistocerca nitens (vagrant locust)
Lineage: Eukaryota; Metazoa; Arthropoda; Insecta; Orthoptera; Acrididae
Product: poly [ADP-ribose] polymerase tankyrase-2-like
Exons: 3
Coding region: 1-1473 (490 amino acids)
Biological process (GO): proteasome-mediated ubiquitin-dependent protein catabolic process; regulation of proteolysis
Cellular component (GO): cytoplasm
Molecular function (GO): ubiquitin protein ligase binding
Source: RefSeq, a predicted model, not a curated record